Messenger RNA from Penicillium angulare, 837 nucleotides. It is a transcript of the gene bud32, whose product is annotated as serine/threonine protein kinase BUD32. The coding region runs from base 1 to 837 and encodes 278 amino acids. The transcript has a single exon. Gene Ontology annotation, biological process: protein phosphorylation. Gene Ontology annotation, molecular function: ATP binding; protein serine/threonine kinase activity. The record is from RefSeq and is a predicted model, not a curated record. Gene Ontology annotation, cellular component: cytosol; EKC/KEOPS complex; nucleus. NCBI's taxonomy places the organism in Eukaryota, Fungi, Ascomycota, Eurotiomycetes, Eurotiales, Aspergillaceae.
AUGACUUCCGAAUAUAAACCCCCACCUCUCCCCUCCCCAUUCAACAACACGCUUCCACCCCCAACGCUCCUAGCCCAAGGCGCCGAAGCCCACCUCUACAAAACCACAUCCCUCAAUCCCUCAAUCCCCGCCGCCUUAAAGAUCCGCCCCUCAAAACCCUACAGACACCCCAUUCUCGACAAAAAACUUACCCGAUCCCGCAUAAUCCAAGAAGCGCGGUGUCUCGCGAAACUCGUCCGCGAAGGCGUUCGCGUCCCCGCCGUCCUAGCUAUGGACUGGGAGGGACAAGGAGGUGAGAGCGGAUGGGGCGGAGCAUGGUUAAUGAUGGAGUGGAUUGAGGGACCUGUUGUGCGGGUUGUGCUUGAGAAAUGGGAGGCUUGGAUGAGGGCUCAAGAGAAGAUUGGUUCUUUGGAUGCGGGGCAGAUUGAGGCUCAGCAGGGACGAGUGAAAGAUUUAUUUCGACGCAUUGGGGGGACUAUUGCUUCGCUGCAUAAGGCUGGCGUUGUGCAUGGGGAUUUGACAACGAGUAAUCUUAUGUUGAGGGUUGGGGAGGGAUCUGAGUCUGUGCCUUAUGAAGAUACUGCUGGGCCUGGGUCUAUGGAGGGGGAGAUUGUCAUUAUUGAUUUUGGGCUUGCGGGACAGAGUAUUCAGGAUGAGGACCGGGCUGUGGAUCUUUAUGUUUUGGAGCGUGCUAUUGGGAGUACGCAUCCGUUGUCUGAGCCGUUUUUUGAGGAGUUGCUUGUGGGUUAUAAGCAUGGAAAUAAGGCUGCUGUUUCUACGCUAAGGAGACUUGAGGAUGUGCGGAUGCGUGGACGCAAACGUAGUAUGCUUGGGUAA